GUGACAUCACGGCGCCUAGAGCGAGGCUAGGGUAGAGAGAGGCCGACCGAGCUGGAGUCGUCGGCUUGUGGAGGAAGCAGCUGGGAGCUGGCGAGAGCGUGAGCGGGCGGGCAGGCGAACGAGCGAGCGAGCGCAGGCGGGGGGGAGCGGCGCACGGCGCGGAGCAGCGCCUGCCCGGGCCGCGGCGGAGCCUCAGCCGGAGGGCAGCCCGAGCGGGCGCCUCGGUCCCCGCCCCCACUCGGCGGGGCAGUGCCCGGUGUCCCCCCGUGCGGGGGGCGGCGGCGGCGGCUGAGCGGACCCCACGGGACCGCGCGGGUGUUGCCACCUCGGCCGAGGAGCCGGCGCGGCCGCGGGGCCCUGCGAGCUGGGCCCGGGGCCCGUGACAGACGGGCCGAGGAGGGGAGAGAGGCGGCGGCGGCGGCGCAGGCGACGGGGAGGCAGCGGCGGCGGCGGCGACACCAUGUCAUCCCCCAGUCCCGGCAAGAGGCGGAUGGACACGGACGUCGUCAAGCUCAUUGAAAGCAAACAUGAGGUUACAAUCCUGGGAGGACUCAACGAAUUUGUUGUCAAGUUUUAUGGACCACAAGGAAGUAAGUACAUGUCACCAUAUGAAGGCGGAGUGUGGAAAGUUAGAGUGGAUCUUCCUGAUAAAUACCCUUUCAAAUCUCCAUCUAUAGGAUUCAUGAAUAAAAUUUUCCACCCCAACAUUGAUGAAGCGUCAGGAACUGUGUGUCUAGAUGUAAUUAAUCAAACUUGGACAGCUCUCUAUGAUCUUACCAAUAUAUUUGAGUCCUUCCUGCCCCAGUUGUUGGCCUAUCCUAACCCCAUAGAUCCUCUCAAUGGUGAUGCUGCAGCCAUGUACCUCCACCGACCAGAAGAAUACAAGCAGAAAAUUAAAGAGUACAUCCAGAAGUAUGCAACGGAGGAGGCCCUGAAGGAGCAGGAAGAGGGCACUGGAGACAGCUCUUCGGAGAGUUCUAUGUCUGACUUUUCGGAAGAUGAGGCCCAGGACAUGGAGUUGUAGUAGAAAAGCAUCUGCUUUUCAGAAAGACUAUUAUUUCCUAACCAUGAGAAGCAGACUAUAAUAUUCAUAUUUAAACAAAGCAAUUUUUUUUAUUACUAAACAAGGUUUUUAUGAAUAAUAGCAUUGAUAUAUAUAUAUUAUAUAUCACCCUUUAGAUCUUGAUUUCUUGGUCAUUUCUCAACCUGAGGUGCAUAGCAUAUUCCCACAUUCCAUUUUGGUAGCAAUAUGCGGUCUGAAUGCAUGCAUUCAUAAGUCCAUUUGGCCAAGUCAGCCUGUGUGCUACUGAACUGUCAAGAAAUUGCCGCUCGGAUAGGUCAACAUGAGUAAAACUAACAGGAAAAGGUUGCUUCUUUUUAGUGAUGGUUCCAAAGAAAAAAACCAAAUCUACCAGCUCUUGGAUGAAGAUAGAACAGUGCAUUUCGAGAGUUGGAAGGAAAGGUUGAGGAAGAGGCAAGCUUUGGGAGCGUGUGAAGCUAGCCACGUACACAGCAGCUGCUCCACGUCCUCCGUGGCCCUUUCUGAGGAGCAGUGGGAGACAGGGAGGUGGAUGAGAAGUGAGACUUUUUUUUUUUUUUUGACUCAGAUUUAAGAGCAUUUUUUCUAGGUAGAUUCCUGUCCUCUGUGCUACCAGACCUGCAGCCACAUUGGUUUUGCUCUGAAGAACUUUUCUGAACAUAAGUGUUUCUGAACAUAAAUCUUUUUCUUGGGGUACAGCUCGUCAUCCAGAACAUUUUUUUGAGAGAACAGGACUGGAGGAGAGAAGUGGGAGAUGCAGUUAGAUCUGCCCCCAGCUCUGGGCCCGUUGGAGACCACGCCCUGGGCUGAGCAGCAAAAACUGGAAGCAGUUUUUGUUUGGUGUUUUUCUUUUCUUUUGUUCCUUUUUAUUUUUUAUUUGUGUGAAUUGAACUUAGACAGGUUACAGAUUGAAUUUUACCUACGAGGAGACAGUCUCCUCCCUGGACGAGGCACUCAGUUGGACCAUCAGGUGGAGGAAGACUCGGCCCUGUGCGAGCGAUCCUUUGAACUCCAGUCUUAGUUUUGUUUUUUUUCUCUCUGGCAGCACCCAGUUGCCGACCGCUUAUGGGAGAGGGAAGUGUGGGUAUAUGAGACCCAAAACAUCCUCAAUUUAAGAUGGGUAAUAAUUGAAACAAGUUGUUGAGGUGGGGAAGAAACACUUUCUUCUGUGACUGGCUAGGGAGAAGGUGUGAACCAGACGCAGGCCGGUUGUGGGAGGGAGGACACUUUCUCCCUCUGCUCUCACAGCAAGUCAGACAGCUGGAAGCCUGGCCUGCCACUGCCACCGCCGCCUCGGUGUCUGCUCGGCUGACUGCCACCCAGAGUGCCCAGCCGCUUCCAUCUGGCUCUGGAAGGGAUUUGAAGACAGUUUACACAGCAGCUCUGUAUUCUUUGUGUGGAAACCUGAGCAGUAGGAGUAGCCAAUCCUAAGACCUUCUGAAGACAUUUGAAUGUCCCACUGGACUAACUUUUCUUUCCAUGUGUUUCUAAUGUAGAAGUGCUGUAUUCCACAGGGUUUAAGUCGGUGAGGUUGGGAGACACCUCUCUUUUUUAAUUCAGAAAGCACAAUCAGUUUUUCCUUUGAAAAUCUAUAUAAAGUACAACUUUUAGCAUGAUUAUUUUCCUAAAUAAAAAGACAAAUAAUUUACUUAUUUUAUGUUAAUUACGGGCAUGAAGCAAAAGGUUUUCUUUGGGGAAACUGCAGUUCUGUGGGGGGGCUGUGGUCAGUUCACUGCGCUGCCCCCUUGGGCACCCUGCCUGUUGGAAGGUGGCUUCAGCAGUUGUGAAUCGCUGUGUCGUGUAAUGCGGCCGUGCUUACCUGGCAUGCUGUCUUCUGUCGGGGGGAAGGAGGGUCUGCUGGUGCCUCCACAUUGCUUCCCCUGAGGACUAGCAGUUUGCUCAUGCUCUGACCUUUUCUGUAGGUGCUACUUAGGGUAGGCUUGAAGUGCUGGGUGGUGAUUGAGUUCAAACAAUAAAAAAUUGUAUUUUUUCAAUACUGUAUAAAAAUAGUAUUCUAAUUACCUUUCAAAAAAAAGAUCCUGAUAAUUGUGUUCAAUCUUGUUGAAAGAAAUACAAAACAAAACAAAAAUCAAACAAAGCAUCACAGAGUCAAGUUUAGGGAAUGGGUGUAAGCAGCUGCUGCUCCGACCCUCCCCAGAAUCCACCUUGCUGCAUUGAAGACACAUCACUCCCUCCCAUGCAGAGCAACAGCAGUACACAGCUGACCGUGCAGAAUGCCCAUGUGGAGCCUAGGGCUUGAGGCCGCAGGGCAGAAGGUCCAUCCGGGUGAAUAGUGAAUCACUGCAGUACUGACAGGUCAUGACUGCCCCCCAAAUCACUCUACCCUCAACUUCCUGGAGCCAGGUCUGGUUCUGUGCACGUUGCUGCUCUCUGGGCCUUGACUCUGCUAGGAAGUUGACUUCGCAAUCUUUCUGGCCCUUCCUUACUCCUUGGUGAGGUAGGACUAGAUGACCAUACCAUAUCCAUAGGUGCAAAGGACCAGAAAUAAAGCCUGGCUGUGACUCUGAGGGCUCCAGGUCUCCAUAGUAAAUAGGUGAGCUCUGCUGUUUGGGCACCGAAACCCUCUCUAGUUGGCUGUGGGCGUCCCUCCUGACUCCCAAGGGGGUGCUGAGCUCCUUUGGAGGCUGAGGACUCCUUGCCUUGGAGGGGGAGCAGUAGGUCCGGGCUGUUGCUGGCAUUUGCCCACCCCUUGUACUAACCAUUUUGAGGGCCUACCGUGUGGUUUACCAGUGCAAGCCAUUCAGAUGACUGGAGUUCUUGCCAAACACCGACAAGCAAAGUGGCUGCUGCCUGGCAGCCCACACCUGCCGCGUCCCUCUGCCCCCAGAGCCCAGCACUGGGCCAGUGGGCUGUGUUCUGUGGUUGCCAACAUAGACCCUGGCACUUGACAUUUCUUGUCAGCAGUCUCCACCUUCCUCGAGAGUACUGUGCAGCUUCAACCAGCAUUUCCUACUAACGAGAGAGUUCUCAGAAGUUGCCACAUCUCUCCAGCACUAAUGUUUCUGUCCACUUCAAGCGCUGUUCUAAUUGCCAACGGCUGAUCUAGGCUCCUGAGGAGUGCGUCUUCUCAGAGGAAAUGUGUCCUGGAAAGGGCUCCCCGAAGUUCUAGUUGGCCUUGACCUGAUACUUGCAUUUUCUAGGCCACCUUUUGGGGUGGCUAAGAAUCAUGACAGAUCCUCUGCCAGUCUAGUCUCUCUAGGUCAGGUUUCUGAAAACUGGUAUUGGAUUUUAAUGAUAUGUGGCCCCUCUGUUUUAGUGACUCAGGAAAGUGAAGCAAUUUACAAGUUAGCAAAGGGUUUUACUUUGUUUUCUUCACUUCUGAUUGGGUCAUAGCCUUGCUGAGUGAAAAACCGACUUGUUUCUGAUUGGGCACAAAGGACUGCAUUUCUUUGGACUUGUGAAUCCAUGUUCAUCUUCCUUUGGCCACCGAACCCCUUGGCCAGCUCUUUAGGGACUGGAUGGAGUGAAGGCCCUUUGGGGUCGUGGGGUGCAGCUUUCCACUCACCCGAGGAUGGCCAUGGCUCUUGGGGUAGCAGUUACUUGGCUGUGGGCGUGGGAAGAAAUGGCCUUGAAUUACUGAUUGUAUUUGGUACACAUUGUGUGAUACUUGAAGAGAUAAAGGGACUCAGCAGCCCUUAAUUGAAAUCGAAGCUUUUUACCGCUCUCCCCCCCUGCCCUGGCUCCUUCCUUCCACCUUCCUUGCAUUGUGAUGAUCUAGUGGGCAUGUCUGUCACCUGGACAAAUGCCUCCUAUAACCUCUUAAUAGUUGUGUAUAAUGAAAACUGUAAACUUUUUUAAAUAAAAUGUGUAUAUACCUUGGCAAA
Molecule: messenger RNA, 4884 nt
Organism: Peromyscus californicus insignis
Lineage: Eukaryota; Metazoa; Chordata; Mammalia; Rodentia; Cricetidae
Gene: Ube2h
Product: ubiquitin conjugating enzyme E2 H
Exons: 7
Coding region: 461-1024 (187 amino acids)
Biological process (GO): ubiquitin-dependent protein catabolic process; protein polyubiquitination
Cellular component (GO): nucleus
Molecular function (GO): ubiquitin conjugating enzyme activity
Source: RefSeq, a predicted model, not a curated record